Messenger RNA from Uranotaenia lowii, 1579 nucleotides. RefSeq names its product short-chain specific acyl-CoA dehydrogenase, mitochondrial-like. The coding region runs from base 294 to 1526 and encodes 410 amino acids. The record is from RefSeq and is a predicted model, not a curated record. Gene Ontology annotation, molecular function: flavin adenine dinucleotide binding. Gene Ontology annotation, cellular component: mitochondrion. Gene Ontology annotation, biological process: fatty acid beta-oxidation using acyl-CoA dehydrogenase; butyrate catabolic process. Lineage: Eukaryota; Metazoa; Arthropoda; Insecta; Diptera; Culicidae. The transcript is spliced from 3 exons.
AUGUGUGGGAUGGACAGAUGAUGGGUGGUAAUUCCAAUUCCACCAGUCAUCAUCGGUUUGUUUUGUUUAUUCGUACAUUUGCCUCUAUAUAUUCUGGUAUUGUGCAUCAUUACCAAUGUGAUUCCGAACGACUCGAGUUAUCAAAAUGCGAUGACGGACGGAAAAGCAAAAACCAUUCCGCACCAGCCAAGCAGUUCGUUCACAUUUUGAUUUCACCUCCAGUGUCAACUUAUAUGUAGGUAGCUUUAACGAUAGGCAACUCAGUGACUUAAACUUCAAUCAGUUUACUAAAGAUGCUUUCCAGAACUGUUAUUCGUUCUGUUUUUACAAGUUUAAAAGUUCCGAGGAUCACAAACCACAGAUCGAUAGCAUGUUUGGCGGCGCUUUCGGAAACGCACCAAAUGCUCCAGAAGACAUGCCGAGACUUCACCGAUAGCGAAAUAAUGCCGGUCGCCGGCAAAAUCGAUAAGGAUCAUGUUUAUCCGGCCGAGCUGGUGGCCAAAGUCGGUGACCUCGGGUUGAUGUCGAUUGUCCUCAGCGAAAAGUACGGCGGUACCGGAUUGGACUAUCUGGCAUAUGCGAUUGCAAUGGAAGAAAUUUCCCGAGGAUCUGCCUCGAUCGGCGUGACGAUGUCGAUUCACAAUUCCCUUUACUUGGGUUUGCUGGAAAAGUAUGGCACCGAAGAACAGCGACAACGAUUUAUACCAGGCUUUUUGGAUGGUCGCAAGAUCGGGUGCUUCGCGCUAUCGGAACCGGCGAAUGGAUCGGAUGCUGGGGCGGCUGCGACUACUGCCACCUUGAAGGGAGAUCGCUGGAUAUUGAAUGGUACUAAAUGUUGGAUUUCAGGAGGAUACGAAGCCGCAAAUGGAAUCGUUUUCGCUACUACUGAUAAGUCAUUGAAACAUAAGGGUAUCUCGGCUUUUAUAGUUCCUAUGGAUUCGCAAGGUCUAAGCCGGGGAAAGAAAGAGGAAAAAAUGGGCAUCCGAGGAACGUCCACAUGUCAGUUGAUAUUUGAGGAUUGUGAGAUUCCUAAGGAAAAUCUGUUGGGCGGCAAACCCGGAUAUGGGUUCAAGAUAGCUAUGCAAUCUCUGGAUGCUGGCCGUAUCGGAGUGGCUAGUCAGGCGCUGGGGAUUGCUCAGGCAUCGUUAGAAUGUGCCGUGGAUUAUGCAAAUAAGCGAGUGGCCUUUGGAAAGCCGAUCAGCAAGCUGCAAGCUAUUCAGGCCAAGAUAGCCGAUAUGGCAGUCCGAGUAGAAUCGGCUCGAUUACUCAUCUGGAGGGCAGCUUGGCUUAAGGACAAUGGUAAACAAUUCACCAAGGAAGCUGCACAAGCUAAGCUGACGGCAUCUGAAGCGGCCACCUUUUGUGCCCAUCAGUGUAUCCAGGUUCUGGGAGGCAUGGGUUAUGUGUCCGAUAUGCCGGCCGAGCGAUACUAUCGUGAUGCAAGAAUAACGGAGAUCUACGAGGGCACCUCCGAGAUUCAACGCUUGGUUAUUGCGGGGCAAGUUAUCAAGGAACUUUCGGGUUAAUGUUAAAAUGUGAAUAAAUAUGUUGAAUAUUAAAAGCUUAUUUAAGAAAAUUA